UCCUUGUCCCCGCCCCCCAGCCCGUACUGAGCCAUGGCGGAAGUGAGUAGACGUCAGCAUGCUCGGGUUAAAGGAGCAGCCCCCCCGGGGUCCCCAGCACACAGGGAUGAGGCUCUGCGGAUGGAGGCCGAAACGAUGAGCGUCUUUACCAAGCUGCUGGCGGCCGGAUUCUACGGCGUCAGCUCCUUCCUGAUCGUGGUGGUGAACAAGAGUGUGCUGAGCAGCCACAGGUUUCCCUCUUCGCUAUGUGUUGGUCUUGGCCAGAUGCUGGCGACUGUGGUUGUGCUCUGGGUGGGAAAGGCUCUGAGGGUGGUGAAUUAUCCAGACUUCGACAGGCACAUACCUCGAAAGACUUUUCCACUACCUCUCCUGUAUUUCGGCAAUCAAAUCACAGGAUUGUUCAGCACGAAGAAGCUAAACCUCCCCAUGUUCACAGUUCUCCGCCGUUUCUCAAUUUUGUUUACAAUGAUGGCCGAGGGCUUUCUACUCAAGAAGAAGUUUUCUCGCAGUAUUCAGAUGACAGUAUUCGCUAUGAUUUUAGGGGCAUUUAUCGCUGCCAGUACUGAUCUGGCAUUUGACCUUGAAGGUUACAUAUUCAUCCUGGUUAACGAUGUUUUGACAGCGGCCAAUGGGGCUUAUGUAAAGCAGAAGCUGGAUUCCAAGGAACUUGGAAAGUAUGGCUUGCUGUAUUACAGCGCAUUGUUCAUGAUUGUCCCCACGUUGGCCAUCGCUAUAAUGACCGGGGAUAUCCAGAAGGCUUUGGAGUAUGAAGGUUGGACGAACAUGUUCUUCGUAUUUGAGUUUACACUUUCCUGUGUAAUGGGAUUUGUUUUAAUGUACUCCACGGUUCUCUGCACCCAAUAUAAUUCUGCUCUGACAACCACAAUAGUAGGAUGUAUAAAGAAUAUCCUAAUCACGUACAUCGGAAUGUUCUUUGGAGGAGAUUACAUAUUCACAUGGACAAACUUCCUAGGGUUAAAUAUCAGUAUUGCCGGCAGCUUGGUCUACUCAUACAUUACGUUUACAGAAGAGCACAUGAACAAACCGUCGGAGCCCAUCGGCAAACUGGACAAUAAGGGGAAGAGCGCGGUGUAAGCGCACACCUCCCCCCUCAUGAGUGACGCGUGGCGAGCACAUCACGGACUUGCGCUUGCACGCCAAGCUAUUGCUAAUUUGCACAAAUCAAUUGAAAUGAUGCCUUUUUAUAUAUUUUAGAAUUGUUUUUAGCGAACAAACCUAUUUAAUUCCGAAAGCUGUAAAAGAAGUGUUUUUUUUUUUUUAAUCCACUCUAAACAAGCAUUUCAGUGUGACCUGGGACAACACGGCUGGUCGCGUCGCUUUGUUGUGCCAAUUUUUUUUUUUUGGUAUGAAGAUGGUGUUUAAGGCCUUUUUAGGGUGUAUAGAAGCUGCAGGCUUAAUUCUGGUUUAUGGGCGCUGCUACAGAUGAGACUUUUUUUUUUUUAAUGUGGCUGUAGAUUGUUGCAGAGGUGACUUUAGUCAAUGAUGAUCAACCCCUGCUGCAUAGAAAUUGUUCAGCGAGCUGUGUGCCAACAUGGCACCAGUGACCUUCUGGUGCCACUGAAGGAUCCAGUGUUGAAGGCUUGCACAAUUCCUUGCUGGGGUCUGUAAUGGAGUAUUUGAUAGAAGUGGAGCACCACACCAAAUAUAGAGUAAGACCCCUUUCACACUGAGGAGUUUUUCAGGCGGUAUAGCGCU
Molecule: messenger RNA, 1716 nt
Organism: Rana temporaria (common frog)
Lineage: Eukaryota; Metazoa; Chordata; Amphibia; Anura; Ranidae
Gene: SLC35D1
Product: solute carrier family 35 member D1
Exons: 12
Coding region: 34-1095 (353 amino acids)
Cellular component (GO): Golgi apparatus
Molecular function (GO): GDP-fucose transmembrane transporter activity; antiporter activity
Source: RefSeq, a predicted model, not a curated record